Messenger RNA from Dendroctonus ponderosae (mountain pine beetle), 1072 nucleotides. RefSeq names its product all trans-polyprenyl-diphosphate synthase PDSS2-like. Gene Ontology annotation, molecular function: prenyltransferase activity. Gene Ontology annotation, cellular component: mitochondrion; transferase complex. Gene Ontology annotation, biological process: isoprenoid biosynthetic process; ubiquinone biosynthetic process. The record is from RefSeq and is a predicted model, not a curated record. Bases 159 to 920 code for a protein of 253 amino acids. The transcript is spliced from 4 exons. NCBI's taxonomy places the organism in Eukaryota, Metazoa, Arthropoda, Insecta, Coleoptera, Curculionidae.
UUUUAGAAAAAUUAAAUUGGUUUCGAGUAGAACAUUCAAAACUACAAUUAUUUGCCCAUUCUAAGAUCCCUGUACUGGUCAUCGAAUAAAACUCACCCUGUAUAAUCUGAAAAGUUUCUUCACGAAAUAAAAGUCACUUUUCAUUUCUAAUAAUCGUAAUGAAUAACCGCGAUAAACUGAAGUGGUUUACAGGAAUUUUACAUAGUCAAAGAGUGCUUGCAGAAGUUACUGAAAUGAUCAGAACCAGUAAUAUUCUGCAUAACAGUGUCUUAAAUAUUAACACUAACGAUGUAGAAGAAUACUCAGAUCUGAACUUUGGAAAUACUCUGAGCUUGCUGACAGGUAUCUUCAGCUUUGCAACUAAUAAAAACAGACCUUUACCGGCUAAACCGCUCGAGGAGUCAUCCGAAAUAAUAAUUCCUAAUGAAUUUGGAACUGCUCCGUUAAAAGUGAAGGAAGUUCUUGGAAAUGCCAAAGCCGAAUGGACUCUUAGACACUUUUUAGGAAGUGGUAGCUUGUUAGCAAAAAGUUGCCAAGCUGCUUUAAAAUUAGCUAAUCAUCCUGAGGAAUUUCAAAAACUGGGAUACCUAUUUGGAAGAAACAUGGCUCUAGGAUGGCAAGCGUAUUUCGACUUGGAAUGUUUCGAGGAAGGGUGCAAAAAACCAUUUGAUCUGAUAUCGGCUCCGAUCUUGUUCCAUUUACAACAUGAUCCUGAUUUCUACGCAGAAAUUCUAAAAGGCUCUGAAGACGUACGGAACUGUGACUAUGAUAGGAUAAGGGAAUUGGUGCAAUCGGGACCUGGGCUUGAAAUGACUCGCCAAUUAAAGCAAAAUUUUGUAAAGAACUGUUUUGAUAUAUUAGACGAAUUCCGAGCAACGGACGCAAAACGAGCUUUAGUAAAUAUAUUAAAGGUUUUAUAAUGUUCAUUGUAACUGUAAAUUUUGAGUACUGAUAAUCUGAAAUGUGUACAAUACGAGUUUGUUAUUUUCCAAUCUUUACACUGUGAUAUGUGCAAUAAAUAUUGGACAAAGCCAUUUUAAGUAUAAAUUUCAAAUGUUUUAUCAGAAAUUAA